Messenger RNA from Cantharellus anzutake, 1230 nucleotides. RefSeq lists its product as uncharacterized. NCBI's taxonomy places the organism in Eukaryota, Fungi, Basidiomycota, Agaricomycetes, Cantharellales, Hydnaceae. The transcript is spliced from 5 exons. The record is from RefSeq and is a predicted model, not a curated record. Gene Ontology annotation, cellular component: growing cell tip; cell division site; plasma membrane. The coding region runs from base 274 to 990 and encodes 238 amino acids.
AUUGGGAAGUGGAUACAAGACCCUUUAUGAAGCCUUAGCAACAAUUCAAACAAAAUGCGCAUAUUCAGAACCGGUUCACGACACCCCCCAACUUUCGGAACCAGAACCAGAACCAGACCACUGUGGUUCGGUUCCUGGUUCGAACCGGUUCUCUGAGAACUUCGGCACCCCAGUGGAAAACCAGCCGCAAUCGGACUGAACGACCCCCCUGAUGAACUCUGCCUCGGAUUUUUCCGGCUUGUUCCUGCAAUCAAGGAUUUCGAGCAAAGGACGAUGAUAUCGCCAUUCCAUGUAGGAACCCUCUUGCUUUUCAUAGCGCUUGUUUUCCUCGUCGUCGCCUCCGCUUCUGCGCCUGGAUUGCAUACGUUGGGAUUCAUGAAAAUCUCUGACUCUUCUGGUACCCUUGUGUUUGGUACUUUUGGGUUUUGCGUAACAGGAUCGCGGGACCCCUGGUACAAUGGGUGUUCUAAAAGUAGCGUCAGCUACGAUAUUGGGGGCACUGUUGCGGUCUAUUACACUGACUGGGAGGAUUGGGAAUACAUCUCCAGCCUUUCCUCCACAUCUCUAAGGAUCCUAACAGGCUUUCUCAUCCUGAAUCCUAUUGCUGCGGGACUAACUUUGGUGGCUUUUCUCGUUGCCCUCGCGGGAAAACGCACCAGUUUCCUCAGCUCCAGCAUGAUAGCAUUGGCGGCAUGCAUUGCGACGCUCUUGGCAGUCACUUUUGAUUUCGUAACGUUCGGAAUCUUCCGGUACCUCGUGAACGGCUUCGUCGUCGGGCCGCAGGCGGAAUGGUCAUCGGCUACAUGGCUUGCUCUUGCCGCAUCAGUACUGUUGAUUCUUGCCACGAGCAUCCUCUUCCAAGGCUGGCGAUCGGAACGUCGCAAGCAGUAUAGCAUCUACGUAGUGCCAGCUCAAGAGGCAACUUUUAGAGCGGAUACUCUCCGGGAGGCAGACAGGAGCAAAGCGGCCGUAGAAGAAGGGACAGCCUGAACGAAGUAGUGCUUAUAUAUCCUCCAUGUUGUUCUGUAUGAUGUGAGUCUCAUACUAAUUUUUGCUUCGUUUACGUAUGCAAGGUUGUGUGUUGAUAGGAUGAAUCAGUUUAGUAUGGCGGUCUGGAUCCAUGGUCGAGUUGACGGUCACACCCUCACACCAUAUUGCUAUAUAUGUUGUCGCCGUUUAUAAUUUCUGGUAAUUUAAUUGUGCGAUCCAGGUCCUGUGUAAGUGGUUUUG